UUCAUUCAGUCAUUUUCUGCAAAGUAUAUGCUUGCUAUAUGUUCUGAUGUUACCAAGCCGUAGCACGUAAUUUGUCUUCUCUGGUUUGAUCCUGUUUCUGUUCAUAGUAACUGUGUUUAUUGCCUGGCCUAGCUUAUCCUGUUUGCCGAUCGCCUGACUUUUUGCCUGUUUUUGAAAAUGAGUUUGCUCAGAGUUUUGGAUUGUUUGCCACGUUUUCAUUAAACUGCUCUACCUGCACCUGCUUCUCAACCUCCAUUCUGUGACAAUAUCUAAACCAGGGUAGAUGCAUUGAAAGAGUCAAUCAGUGAAUGAAACACUAAAAAAGAAUCAUUUAAAGAACAAUAAAGAAUCUUAUUGUUCAGUAUAACGUUUCCUAUGUAAUACGCAAGUAUACCGUAUGUUGCUUUUGUAGAGAGUUGCAUUUUGAAAGUUGCUUUUAAUUUAAUAGUUUCAUAUAAAUUACAGGGCAAACAAAAGCACAGACAUGCCCAUAGUGUAUGACGGUAUUGGCCGACGUAUGAUAGUGAUGAACUUUAGCCAUGUUGGACUUUAGCCGGGGAUGGAAGCCACCAAAGCACCCCCUCCUAAAAAAAAAAAAAAAAACCCAAAAAAGAGCAUUUCUCAGAUAUGAGUCACUCCCUUAGCCUGCAUAUAUAACACAGUGGUAAGGAUGCUAUCUCCAGCCUGAGGUCGAUAUAGUAGCUACCUGCAUCAAACACACUGCAGCACCAUUAAGAAGGGACCAGGAACAAAAGUUAGAGCAGAAACUAGUGACCCCUCUGCAUCCAUGGCAGACAAGGAGCAAAUCAAAAAGACUGCAGUCAUUGUGCUGGGUUGCUUGGAGAAAGUGUCCUCCUUCGCCUCCUCCUUCAACCCUCUGUUUGGCAUCGUCACCUCACUGGUUGGUGUAGUGAGGAAAGGCCUGGUGGAAGAUGAAGCCAACGAGCUGGACAAGGACUUCCAGCAGAUUCAUGAUAAGUUGGAGAGCAUCUCUGAGCAGAACAAGCAGCUGCUGGAACAGAUCCACAUUUCUGAGAUCAACAAAAACUACGGUGACUUGGAAAAGAACAUCGAGCACCAGUACAAGGCCUUCAAGACCAUGGUGGACAGAGUCAGGAAGGACCCAGAAAACGGCGAGCGUUACAGAGAAGAUUUCAAGAAAAUCUAUAGAAAACAACAGGGCCGCCUGAAUUUGAAUGUGUAUUAUCAAGCCAUCAUGGAAGAGCAGGGUCCUUUUGGGAGGCCACUACUGAGAUGUUAUCUAGAGCAUUGCAAAAGGAACAGGAAGAUCAUGGAGGCUAGGUGCGCUCAUCUGGUCUACCUUUUCCACAUCGGCCUCAUAGCACUGAUGGCCUACUAUGUAGUCACUGAGGAUGAUGAGGAUGAGUUCAGGGAAGAAUGGGGCCAAAAGGUCAUCGACAUACAGACCAAGAUGCAAGAAGUCCUGGAUGAGUGUAGUGAGUAGGAGUGAUACCAAAUUCAUUGAAGGGUUGUUAAACCACAGCUGUCUUAGUUUCUACUGAUUUAUAAUGGAGACAAUGAUAAACAAAAUCAACGCCAUUUAUUUUAUGAGCAAUGAGAACACUAUUUUUUACUCUUCCUGUAUCGUUUCUAUGCCUUAGCACUUAAAAUUCCAAUCUUUUAUUCACUUUAAACAGAUUAUGCAACAUCUUAUAUGACUGUAUAAAUCUGACUGUUGUUGACUGCUGUUGCUGUAUGUUUUAAAUCAACAUAUUUGUGUAUUAUGAUCAGUGUGAUUCAUUUUGGCAGAUUUUUAAAUCAU
Pangasianodon hypophthalmus (striped catfish) is the source of this 1783-nucleotide messenger RNA. RefSeq names its product protein rapunzel-like. The coding region runs from base 788 to 1465 and encodes 225 amino acids. Lineage: Eukaryota; Metazoa; Chordata; Actinopteri; Siluriformes; Pangasiidae. The transcript is spliced from 2 exons. The record is from RefSeq and is a predicted model, not a curated record.